Messenger RNA from Striga asiatica, 3422 nucleotides. The record is from the annotation of a GenBank genome assembly. NCBI's taxonomy places the organism in Eukaryota, Viridiplantae, Streptophyta, Magnoliopsida, Lamiales, Orobanchaceae.
AAAGAUUUCAAAUCAGAUCAAACUCGACUCUCCACCUCAAAAACGACGCUCAAAACUCCAAACUCACACAGUCACACCCACUCCGCACAGCCGCCGUGUGAGUGUGGUGGCGCCACCGCCUUUACCACUGUAAAGCUUUGGAGGAUAUCAAAAUCCCAUGUCUGCUUCUCAUUGCCGUGCCCCUUUCUCAAACGCCAUUAUCCCUUUCCCUCGCAACCCCUCAAAACCUCCACCUCCUUUUCUCCAUUUUACUCCUAAAUAUACCUUCACAACUUUUUCCAACUCGCCUUCGAAAAGAAACUUUAUCCGUGCAAAUGUCGAAGAGAGUAGCAGCGAGCACGAAAGCCAACAAGUUUAUCAAGCAAAAUCUUCAGAAUCCAAUCCGCAACAGACAAUCAAAGCUCCGACUGCUCCAUGGAUGAAUAAACCCCUUCUUGUCAAGCCGAAUGAAAUGAUUGAUAUCACUAAGCGAAACAAUCGAAGAGAUUAUUCAACCUCUAAUGGAAAUGGAGAACAUCGUGAUACAGCUUUGACUCGGAAAGUGGGAGGUGGCAGAGGUAAGGUAGCCAUGAAGAAAAUCUUUAAGGGUAUUGGAAAACUCCGUGAAACUGAGAAUCUCGAGGAAAACAAACAAGCCUUAGGAAGUGGUAAGUUCAAAUUUGCACCAGGUGCGCUAUGGGGAAAUGAGGAUUACGAAAGUGAUGCUGAAGUUCAGGGGAAUUAUGAGGGUGGAAAAGAGUGUUUUGGAAGUGGUAAGUUUGAUAUUCCUUUGGGGGAGGUUGUGAAAGAAUUGAAGUUGAGGAAAAUGCCAUGGGAGGGGGAUGAAAAGACGGUUACUAGGAGGGUGAUGAAGGAGAAGGUUGCUACAUUUGCUGAGCUGAAUCUUGAUAGAAAUUUGCUUGAAAGGUUGAGGGAUGAAGCCGCUAAGAUGAAGAAAUGGGUAAAAGUUAAGAAAGCUGGGGUGACUCAAGCUGUUGUCGAUGAAGUUCAUUCCAUUUGGAGAAAUGAUGAGCUUGCCUUGAUCAAAUUUGAUGUUCCCUUGUGCUGGAAUAUGGGUAGAGCACGAGAAAUUGUUGAGAUGAAGAGUGGAGGUAUAGUUGUCUGGAGGAAUAAAGACUUUCUUGCUGUUUAUAGAGGGUGCAAUUAUAAAUCAUGUUCGAAACAUAUUUGGAUCAGACGUCACAACUUUAUUAGUAAUGGAGAAAAUUCGUCAUCCAAUAAGAAUUACGGAAACAGAAACGAUGGAAACUGGGGAACUUUGCACAUAACAUCUUUAUAUGAAAGAGAAGCUAAUAGGUUGCUGGAUGGGUUGGGCCCACGUUUUGUUGAUUGGUGGACUCAAAAGCCUUUGCCUGUUGAUGCAGACUUGCUUCCGGAACUUGUUACCGGAUUAGAGACACCAUUUAGGCUUUCUCCAACUUUUACUAGAUCAAAGCUCACAGAUGCUGAGCUCACAUAUUUGAGGAAGCUUGCUCGUCCUCUACCAACUCAUUUCGUCCUUGGAAGAAACAGAAAACUGCAAGGACUGGCUGCAGCAAUUCUAAAAUUGUGGGAAAAAUGCCACAUAGCAAAGAUUGCAGUGAAGUGGGGGGUUCAAAACACAGAUAAUGAGCAAAUGGCUAAUGAACUCAAGAUAAUCGAUUGUAGAAAGUCCCCUGAGAGAACACAAGAAUGACGUGAGAAAGUAUGUAGACACGAUCUUUAAGAUGUAUAGAUAAAUGCUUUAUAUAUGCAUAAUGCAUAUAUAAUACUUUAUGGGGAAUUUAAAUACAUGGUUUGGCGUUAAUAAGUCUACAUGGUUACUAAGCACAGACUUGACAAUCUUAUGGCAAUCAAACCUCACUUUAUGGUUUCUUUUAAUCAUACUGUUACUAAUGCAGAUUCUCACUGGAGGAGUUCUUUUAUUGCGUAAUAAGUUCUAUAUAAUCCUCUAUAGAGGUAAAGAUUUUAUACCCUCUGAAGUUGCAAAAGCAGUGAAUGAACGAGAACAGGCGCUCACUAAAUGUCAACUUCAAGAAGAAGCUGCUAGAAUAAAAGCAAGUGAGGCCUUUUCAAUAACCGAUGAACAGACACUUACCUCUGGUGCUGCCGGUACUUUAUCAGAAUUCCAUAGUAUUCACUCGGAUAUUAGUAGCCUGAAGAAAAGUGAGACUGAGGUUGAAAUCCAGCUGAAAACAGAAGAAGAGAAUCUGAAAAAGGAACUCAAAGAUCAAGAGCGGAAGCUUUACAUUCUUAAGAAGAAAAUAGAGAAAUCAGUUAAGAUAUUGGAGAAACUAAAUAGUGUAUCAAGAUUUUCUGAGAAAGACCCAGAUGUGGAAGUAAUCUCUGAAGAGGAGAGACGAUGCUUAAGGGAGAUGGGUUUGAAGAUUGAUAGCAGCUUAGUGCUUGGAAGGCGUGGUGUUUAUGAUGGUGUUAUAGAAGGAAUGCAUCAACACUGGAAGCACAGAGAAAUUGUUAAAGUGAUUACGAUGCAGAAAACAUUUUCACAGGUCAUGCGCACAGCAAAACUUGUCGAGGAAGAAAGUGGUGGGAUCGUGGUCUCUGUAGUCAAACUUAAGGAAGGACAUGCCAUCAUUGUAUACCGUGGGAAAAACUAUAAGCGUCCAAAAGUAGCAGCAAUAAAUUUGCUGAAUAAAAAAGAAGCAUUAUCUAGGUCACUAGAGCUUCAAAGACUUGGUUCUCUAAAGUUCUUCGCAAGACAAGGAGAGCAGGCAAUCGCUGUUCUAAAAUGCAAGCUGAUAUUUUAUUUUGGUGGCAAUAUGAACCAUAGUUUACCAUCUAGCCUCUCAGCAAAUUGUCAACUGGUAUUUCUGUUGGACCAUCAAAUACAGACGAAUGAACUGAGAUUUAGGAUAUUGGAAGUGAAGCUGUCUACAGAUUUGUUGGGCUUGAAUUCAUACACCAAUGCUCUUGUCUCUUUCAUAACAAAGUCCUAAUGGGCUUGCAAUAUUGACAUGGGAAGUUUUGCUGAUGCUGGAAAUGUCAUUGAUGAAGUCUUGCCUGUUUCUGUUAAGACCUUGAAUGCAAUAAGCUGUCAAUCAGAAGAUGAUGAGGGAUGAACGAACUGCAAUCUCAAUCUGAAUUUGUCGAAUCCACUGAAGCUAUAAUACAAGACCCAGUGACACAUGCAUAGAAGCAUUAUAUAUGUAACUUGGAGGUACCAUUGUGGAGAAAUCGGAUAAUAGAUUAUGAUGACAAGAAUUGACAGUUCAUCGAUUAUUACGUUCUUCUGAAGAUGAGAAAGCCCUUCUGUAGAUCCUGGGAGGAAACAUAAUAACUGAAGUCUGUAAGAACUUGAAGAGAGAAUUUGAUUUCAUUUUGGAGCAAGAAUGUACUUACUAUCACUUGGAUAAUCCACUGAUAAAUAAAUAACAAUAAAAAUAAAAAAGUAUACUGAUAAAGCCAGCAGCUCUGUCCAAAAC